This is a messenger RNA of Aegilops tauschii subsp. strangulata, 1070 nucleotides long. RefSeq lists its product as uncharacterized. Lineage: Eukaryota; Viridiplantae; Streptophyta; Magnoliopsida; Poales; Poaceae. The record is from RefSeq and is a predicted model, not a curated record.
AGCGCCCCCCUGCGCCCGAGCUCACCAGGCCUCUCUGUUUCCCUGCCGCCCCUCUCCGUCCGUCCUCUGCUGCUAAGCAACCGCUCCAGCUCCGGCAAGCAAGCUCGGCCCGCAACAGCUCAAGGAGAAGCGAGAUGGAGGUGGAGAUGCAGCUGGACGACGACCUCUUCUUCGCGGAGCUCAGCAAGCGGAUUUCCCUCCUCAUCACCGACGACGACGAGGCCGACUUCGCCGCCUCGCAGUUCCCCGCCGCCGUCCACCUCCCACCGGGUUUCUCCAUGUCCAUGGCGCCCCAUGUGCCGUCGAUGUUGGCGCCACCGGCCUACACGCUGUUCCACCACGCCGCCAGCUACGGCGCCGGCGACGGCGGGAGAACGUGGCAGCAGCAACCUCAGCAGCAGCAGCAGUGCGGCAGCAAGGGCACCGGCGUCUUCAUCCCCCGGUCCACGCCCGGCUCCGCGCACCCCAAGAGGAAGGGCAGGAACUGGAGCGGCUCCAAGGCCGCCGCGCACAAGGCCAAGGCCCAGGCCCAGGCCGACGCCGGGGUCGCCGCAGGCGCGCCCACUAAAAGGCGCGCCUGAAAAUCUGCUCUAUAAAUGCACUCUAAAAAUCAAAAAAUGGCCGACUAAUUAAGUAGCUCCGGAGGCAGUGCUGGGUUCUCAAAUGGGGAUUGGAUUAAUUAAAUUAAAUUAAUAUGCUUAAUUGUGUAUUACUACUACUACUGUUAUACUAUGGUAAAUAAGCCAUUGUUGCUCCCAGGGCUAGUUAAAUGUGUAAGUUGAGCCCUAGGGAUGCAUGCACGCAGGGGAGGGACCGGGGGCACGCCACACCAAUAAUAAGCGGUGGAGCACGUAGUAUUUUAGGGUACUACUGUGCCUCCUCCUGCCCCCACAAUGGAAAUGGAAUUGUAUGUAUAGUAAGGCUGGCGCGCAUGUGGCGGUGCCGUGGCUCCCUCGGCUGAUUUUUGUAAUCUCUAUUCUAUUCUUUUUUCUUCUGUAAGAUUAAUGUACUGGUAGUACUGCUAGUGCUGCUCCAUUAUUAAAGAAUGAAACGAGUAAUGAUUGAUGUCU